AUGCAGUCGAGCAACCCAGGCUACAAACCGUCACCAUUGUCCUUUGGACAACAGCGGGCGUCGCCAUUCCGGCGCCCGUCCACGCCGAACUCCCCGCCCUCCGGUCGCCCUGGAACCCCAGGGAGCUCUCCAAGCAGGGGGUACACGCCGAUUCAAUCUCCGAGCAAGCUCAAUCAGUCAUACACGGUCGAAGACGGGGAGACCGUCUCCCCCAGAUCUCCGAGAGCCGACCCUAUCCCGCAACCAAAGUUUACGCGAGAGCUUCCACCUUCCCCCACCAAAGGCGCACAAGGGCCCGGCAGCUCGUCACCAAUCCUUGGAAGCCGCCCAAGGGGGCUGAGUGGUGCCAACACGGUACAAACAGAUGCAGCGGUAAAACUACCGCCCAAUCAAGUCCGAGAAAUCCGCGAGGCAUUUCAGGUUCUCGACCGCGACAAUGAUGGUUUGGUCAACAAGGAUGAUGUCGCUGAUGUACUACAGAACAUUGGUAAGCUAGUAUUGCUUUUCCCGCAAUGGCCCCGCCAGUGUCACCAUUACUUUGAUACUUAUUCCCGAGCAGGUCAAGAUUCGUCGCCUUCUACGCUUUCGUGCUUUUUCCCGCCGGGGUCGUCACAAACCAUGAAUUUCCCGACAUUCCUGAACACACUUUCGCAACUGAUGGCCGCGAUGUCUUCCUCGCAGGAGCUCAUAAAUGCUUUGGCAGCGUUUGAUGAUGAAGAUAACGGCCAAGUCGAUGUCGCGGAGCUGCGCGAUGCCCUUUUACAUACGACCCCAGAGGAUGGCGGGGCACCUUUGACCGAGGAACAGAUUGACGAGGUUUUUAGCGGAUUUGUGGGACGACGAACAUUUGGUGGUCGGGGUGCGAAAGGCGCGGGUGGGGGCAUGGGAAAGAGAGGGGAGGUCUUUCAGUACCAGGACUUUGUUCGCAGCGUUGUAGGAACUGAGAAUGGGAAUAACGGACGCCGGGAGACGGGCGCAGCUAAAAGCUGA
Messenger RNA from Penicillium argentinense, 990 nucleotides. RefSeq lists its product as uncharacterized. Gene Ontology annotation, biological process: actomyosin structure organization; mitotic cytokinesis. Gene Ontology annotation, molecular function: myosin heavy chain binding; cytoskeletal motor regulator activity; calcium ion binding. NCBI's taxonomy places the organism in Eukaryota, Fungi, Ascomycota, Eurotiomycetes, Eurotiales, Aspergillaceae. The transcript has a single exon. Gene Ontology annotation, cellular component: cytoplasm; myosin II complex. The coding region runs from base 1 to 990 and encodes 329 amino acids. The record is from RefSeq and is a predicted model, not a curated record.